AUGUCUCGACCUAAGCAAAGAGAAAUUGCCUGCGCCCGUUGUUUCCGCUUAAAGCGCAAAUGCGACCAUGCGAAACCUACCUGCGGUGAAUGUCGCCGGAAAGGCGCCGAGUGUCUGCCGGCGAGAUCGCGCAGAACCGGCGAUAGCGUGACGAUCCCGUUCGCGUACUUGAAAGAAUUGGAGAGAAGAGUCGCCGAUCUGGAAGAUUCUCCUCGAUCCGACCAUCUGGUGAUGUGCGAUGCAAGUGUCCAGACUGAUCUACCGCUAGAGGAAAGUGUCGAUACACCCUCCAAGGCCCUCUGGAUACCGGAUACCAAAGACAAGUCGCAUUGGAUGGACUUAGCAGAGGAGAACGCCCUGGUGUUAUUCCCUGAAACACAACAAAUUCGAAUAUCACGAUCACCCUCUCGAACACCCUUUACAGACAUUUUCUCCCAAUUCAACGAAAACCUUGACUUUUUAAGAUUUGACAAGAGUCCCGUUUACCCGCUCAUAAGCGACGACUCUUUAUGGCUUACUGAACUCUAUACCAAUAUUUACUUUUCCAUAUCACACCGCGAAUGGCCUUUCCUUAACGAGUCUGCUUGGAAAAAAUGGCAUUGUGAGGACUCUUUCGAAGGACAAGAAUGGAAGUGUUUCUUUCUGCGGAUGGUCUACGCUAUUGGCGCAUCACUAUGCAGCUCGAUGCAUCGAAAUCAUGCGCAUCUGACACGAUCGAAAGAUUUAUAUGCUUCUGCCUUGAAUUAUUAUCCAAAUGUGGUUGGACAUUCAUCUAUGGUGUUGCAGGUCCAGGCAUCGCUUCUUUUGAUUGUCUAUGCGCUGCAUUCUCCUUCGUCGGAGGAGAUUGCCACGGGCGUUUCUUCAAUAUUGCCAUUCUGUACAGCGGCGAUGACGGAGAUUCGCAAAUAUGCGCGCACCAUUCAAGAUGAUGAGUCUGCUGUUGCGGGGGAAUUUUGGACGGAGAACAUGUUUAUAACAUGUUACAUGCUGAACGAAGUUAUUGCUUCUGGUUGGGAUCGGCCAAUGUCUGCUGCAUAUCGUGCUGUGGAUGAUGAUUUGUGUAUCCUGGGCGAUACCAUCCAACCCCCCGUCAAUACAAAUCCUGCUCUGGGUCAUCUCUUCCGACUACGAAAGAUCCAAUCAAAUAUUAGAAGAUCACUGGAGCGAUCGCGCUGGCAAUUCUCUGAGGAGAAGAAUGGGUUCAACUCCUCGUUGAAGUCCGCUCUAGAUAUAUGGAGACAAGACAUCCCGCGCUACGGAACUGCAGAUGUCUCAUGUGGCUACUUCAACCCGAACUGGAUGACGAAGCUGUAUGAUUACAGUAUUCUCAUAUUGAUGGAAGAGAAGCGGAAUUUCCUGGAUCACGAGGGCAUUGAGGAUAUCUUCUCCGCGGUUGCUGAGGUCUGUAUGAAGUAUCGGGAUUUCCAGGAGGAAGGGCAUGUGUUGUGUUUUACUUGGUCUGCUCUUGUAUUCCAAUUCCGCGCCGGAAUCAUGCUGUUAUAUCUUAUUUGGGCAACCCAAUCCAUGGAUACCUUCCAGCAACGACACCAAGCACACGAAUAUGCAGAAGCUAUUGAGGCAUGCACAAAGAACCUGUCUUGUUUCGCAGAUCGCUGGGACGACGCUGUGCCGUAUUAUAAGAUGUUCCAGUUCUUGCAUCAGAAAAUCAUGUGGGAUGCCGACACGUCGACGCUGGAGAGACUUCCAUCUGUAGAAGAAGCCGAAUCCUACCUGGAACACUUGAAGAAAAAGUAUUUACACCGUGCUAUUCUGGGGAUGAUAGAGGAUAUGAUGUAUGGAGGGUUUGUGCGAUACGAGGCAACCUUGGACACUUUUGUUACGGGCAUGUAA
Penicillium atrosanguineum is the source of this 1851-nucleotide messenger RNA. Its product is annotated as WD repeat protein. Gene Ontology annotation, biological process: positive regulation of transcription by RNA polymerase II. The record is from RefSeq and is a predicted model, not a curated record. The transcript has 3 exons. Bases 1 to 1851 code for a protein of 616 amino acids. NCBI's taxonomy places the organism in Eukaryota, Fungi, Ascomycota, Eurotiomycetes, Eurotiales, Aspergillaceae. Gene Ontology annotation, molecular function: zinc ion binding; sequence-specific DNA binding; DNA-binding transcription factor activity, RNA polymerase II-specific.